Molecule: messenger RNA, 2293 nt
Organism: Entelurus aequoreus (snake pipefish)
Lineage: Eukaryota; Metazoa; Chordata; Actinopteri; Syngnathiformes; Syngnathidae
Product: calpain-2 catalytic subunit-like
Exons: 21
Coding region: 123-2216 (697 amino acids)
Biological process (GO): proteolysis
Cellular component (GO): cytoplasm
Molecular function (GO): calcium ion binding; calcium-dependent cysteine-type endopeptidase activity
Source: RefSeq, a predicted model, not a curated record
GCGGAGGCAGGGUUUUUUCCCCUGAUGACGUCACAGAAAGUGUCGCCCAGAAGAAGAAGAAGAAGAAGAAGCAGCAGCAGAAAGUUGAAGUUGAAGAAGAAGCAGCAUAAAGUUGACUCGACAUGGCGGGAGUGGCGUCCACUCUGGCCAAGCAGCGCGCCAUGGCGGCGGGCUUCGGCAGCAACCACAAGGCGGUCCCGUACCUCCAGCAGGACUUCUCCUCUCUGCGGGCCCAGUGUGUGAGCAGCCGCCGCCUCUUCUGCGACCCCACCUUCCCCGCCGAGCCCGAGACUCUCGGCUUCAAGGAGCUGGGCAGGAACUCUUUCAAGACCCGCGGCGUCACCUGGAAGAGACCCACGGAGCUGGUGUCCUCGCCUCAAUUCAUUGUGGGCGGAGCCUCCAGGACAGACAUCUGCCAGGGUGCCUUAGGUGACUGCUGGCUGUUGGCGGCCAUCGCCUCGCUGACCUUGAAUGAGUUCGUGAUGGCUCGUGUUGUUCCUUCAGACCAGGACUUUGAUGACAACUACGCCGGAAUCUUCCACUUCCAGCUGUGGCAGUUUGGCGAGUGGGUGGACGUGGUGAUUGACGACAGGCUGCCAGUCAAAGACGGAGAGCUGCUAUUCGUCCACUCGGCUGAGGGGCGGGAGUUCUGGAGCGCCCUGCUGGAGAAGGCCUACGCCAAGGUGUGCGGCUGCUACGAGGCCUUGUCGGGGGGCUCCACCACGGAGGGCUUUGAGGACUUCACAGGGGGCAUCGCUGAGAACUUUGACCUUCAGCGCCCCCCCAGCAACCUCUUCCACAUCCUGGUCAAGGCCUUGGAGGCGGGGUCACUGCUGGGCUGCUCCAUCGACAUCACCAGCGCCGCCGACUCGGAGGCGGUCACGCGCCAGAAGUUGGUCAAAGGCCACGCCUACUCGCUGACGGGGGCCGUGGAGGUCAACUACAGAGGAGGUCGGGAGAAGUUGGUGCGUGUGAGGAACCCGUGGGGUCAGGUGGAGUGGACCGGCGCCUGGAGUGACGGCUCGCCAGAGUGGAACUCGGUGGAGGGUCCGUGUCCUCACGCCAACGCCGAGGAUGGAGAGUUCUGGAUGUCCUACAGAGAAUUCCUGCGCCACUACUCCCGCAUCGAGGUGUGCACUCUGACCCCGGACACCAUCUUGGACGACUCGGUCAAGCACUGGAGCGUCAACAAGUUCGAUGGCGCCUGGCGUCGCGGUUCCACUGCUGGCGGCUGCAGGAACCAUCCCUAUACGUUCUGGAUGAACCCUCAGUUCGUGGUCAAGCUGGACGAGGAGGACGACGACCCCGAGGACGGCGAGGCGGGCUGCAGUUUGGUCCUGGGUCUGAUCCAGAAGAACCGCAGGAAGCUCCGCAAACAAGGCGAGGACAUGCACACCAUCGGCUUCGCCAUCUACGAGGUUCCCAAGCAGUUCCACGGCCAGCAGCAGGUGCACCUGGACAAGAACUUCUUCCUGACGCACGCUCAGACCGCCAAGUCCGAGACCUUCAUCAACCUGCGCGAGGUCAGCACCCGCUUCAAGCUGCCACCUGGCGAGUACCUGGUGGUGCCCUCCACCUUCGAGCCGCACCUCAACGGCGACUUCUGCAUCCGCGUCUUCUCCGAGAAGGGCUCGCAGACCGUACCCUUUGACGACCCGGUCAGCGCAGAUCUGGACGACGAAAUGGUGUCGGAGCAGGAAGUGGAUGCCGGGUUCCGGGGACUCUUCGCCAAGCUAGCAGGAGGCGACAUGGAGAUCUCGGCGGCGGAGUUGAGGACCAUCAUGAACAAGAUCGUGGCUAAACGAAGUGACAUCAAGACGGACGGCUUCAGCAUGGAGACCUGCCGAGUCAUGGUCAACCUCAUGGACGACAGCGGCAACGGCAAGUUAGGUCUGUCCGAGUUCGCCACCUUGUGGAAGAAAGUCCAGCGCUACCUGUCCCUCUACAAGAAGAACGACGUGGACAACUCGGGCACCAUGAGCACGCCUGAAAUGAGAGUGGCCUUCAAAGACGCAGGUUUCACGCUCAACAACGCUAUCUACCAGCUGCUGGUCGCUCGCUACGCCGAGCCCGACUUGACCUUGGACUUUGACAACUUUGUGGGCUGUUUGAUGCGUCUGGAGAUCAUGUUCCGGAUCUUCAAGAAGUUGGAUCCUAACGAGAGCGGUUCCAUCGACCUCGACUUCAACCAGUGGUUGACCUUCUCCAUGCUGUGACUCCACUUCCUGUUUGUCACCUGACUCCACUUCCUGUUUCUCACCAACCAUUUAAAUAAAAAUACAUUUCAAACUAC